Messenger RNA from Cylicocyclus nassatus, 1437 nucleotides. Lineage: Eukaryota; Metazoa; Nematoda; Chromadorea; Rhabditida; Strongylidae. The record is from the annotation of a GenBank genome assembly.
AUGGAAGGAAAACAUCGGCCUCCGAAAUUCUGCGCUAUCUGUCAUCUAUACUUCAAGAGAAAUGGCACUCAUCGAAAUGUGGUGGGGAAGUUGUCUGAGGACGAUGAGAAGAUAGUGAAGCGGUGGGUAGAGUUGGAAAGAGGCAAAAGCGCGUAUCGUCUAGCGAUGAGAUUUGUGCGGCCUAACAUCAUUGCGGAACGCAUAUCAAGUUCUUUAAAAGCUCAUAUCAAUGGAUUUCGAUACUCUUCUUUGCAUGGCAACAGAAUUGAUGUCUUAUACAACAACAUCAAACUUGCGUUCUUCCAACCAUGUGAUAACGACAUGAUCAUUUUGUUGCACUUCAAUUUGAAGCAUCCGGUGCUUUGGGAACCAUUUCUUCAACGUCGUAAGGUCAAAGGACCAGGUCUGCGAAGACUGCAAAACGAUGAGCCUCCAAUGAAGAUGCAAGGACCAACCCUGCGAAGACUCAGAGGGAUGAGCCUCCGAUACCCGAAGAGACUUGGCAUUGACCUCAGCAUGCUACGCAUAUUCAGCUUGCUGUGUGUUCUGAUUUUAGUGAUUGCUCAAGACCUGGACCAGUGCACUCAAUGCCUGAACCAAUCACAGACAUGGUGCCCCUCGACAAAGACUUGCGAAGCUAAGACUACCAAAUGCAAGACCCCCAUAACGCGUGCGCUGAAUUGUCCACGUCUACCGGAUCCUGCUUAUGCUUAUAACGAGACAUUUGCUCGUUAUUACAUCACUCCAAUAGUAGCAGCUGUGUUUGCGAAGAGUCCGGAGCCGUGCCUCAAAGCACAGGUACCUCAUGUCUCCUACUACAAAAAUGUCCAUGUCAAAUGCGCCUUGGAUGUGCCAGAUCUUUCCAGCCAUAAAGUAGCAUUUUUCGACAAUGGCUAUCUGUUCAAGUACUUCCAUGAUGCAUUUUUCUUCUUAUGGAAUGGAGGUCUCGAGCAGCAAGUGAGAACUUUGAAAUAUCAAUAUCCGGACUACAAAGUCUAUAUUACUGGCCACUCGCUAGGAGCAUCAAUUGCAUCCAUAACAGCCGCCUACCUUGUGAAAUGGGAUAUGUGGGACCCGAAGGACGUCAAACUCAUAACCUAUGGGCAACCCAGAACUGGUGACUACGACUUUGCUGUAUGGCAAUCGGCUACGUUCCCGUACUCCUAUCGAGUUGUUCAUCACCGUGACCCCGUACCUCAUGUACCACCGAGGCUCGGCCCUGAUAAUGUUUUCCAUCAUCGUUACGAAGUUUGGUACAACAACGACAUGGCUGUUGGACAACCGUAUACGAUAUGUCAAGAAGCUGAUGGAGAUUACUGUAGCAACACGGCUAUCAAUGGAGAAUUUGAAGAACAUAUGUGGUACUUCGACAAAAACAUUGGAGAUUGGGGCGAGAAAGGAUGUCCUUCGAACUACACAUCAACGAAGAGAUCAUAG